CCCUGGGAGCUUUAACCCUCAAUUUUCAGUGGUAGUGAGUUGUAAAACCUAAAAAGGACGGUUCAUUGGAAGCGUUCGGUGACAUCAUCAGAAUUAAAGAGUAAUAUUUUUACAAAAUAGUAAAUGUACUUUGUCAAUUAAAACAAAGCUUUACAAUCACUGGCAUGCAGUGAAUCAACCUCCCCACCCUAAAGCUACUGGACAAGAAGGUAACGUUACGGCCAGAAAGGAGAUCCUGCAGGUUCUGCCGGCUGCGAUGGUGCCAGAAAUUCAUUAAGACAGGGAAGACAGAGUCCAUCAGCAGAGGCCUGUCUGCAGUCCUAACAGCCUGGCAGAAAAUUCAGCCCGGGCCUUUGAUCCGUCAGCCCGUGAGAUGCCCUCCCUCCCCAACGAUGGAGAGGAUCAAGGAACAUCCCCCGUGAACCUGCCGUCUGCCCCGUCCUAUCAGAACGGGGGGAAGAGGAAGGUCCGCACCAAGAAGAAGAAGAAGGGAUCCAUCUCAGCCAACGUGGCAGGAACCAAAUAUGAGAUCGUGCGCAUCGUGAUCGGGGAAAUGGCCUUCCUGAAGACCAGAGACGAGGACGAAACGGCCAACCUCAUCUGGAACGACUCAGCGGUGCAGCACGAGAAAAUCGCUGAGCUCAGGAACUACCAGAGAAUUAACCAUUUCCCGGGAAUGGGCGAGAUCUGCCGAAAGGACUGCCUGGCACGGAACAUGGCCAAAAUGAUAAGGAGCCAGCCGCAGGAGUACGGCUUCAUCCCCAAAACCUGGAUAUUCCCCGCCGAGUACACCCAGUUCCAGAACUACGUCAAGGAGCUGCGGAGGAAGCGCAAGCAGAAGACCUUCAUCGUCAAGCCCGCCAACGGCGCCAUGGGUCACGGGAUCUCCCUGAUCAGAAACUGCGAGAAGCUUCCGGCCCAGGACCACUUCAUCGUCCAGGAGUACCUGGACAAGCCCUUCCUGAUGGAGGGCUACAAGUUCGACCUGAGGAUCUACAUCCUGGUCACCUCCUGCGACCCCCUCCGCAUCUUCCUGUACAACGACGGCCUGGUGCGGAUGGGCACGGAGAAGUACCACGUGCCCAACGAGUCCAACCUGAAUCAGCUGUACAUGCACCUGACGAACUACUCCGUGAACAAACACAACGAAAACUUCGAGAGGGACGAGACGGCGGACAAGGGCAGCAAGAGGUCCAUCGGCUGGUUCACCGAGUUCCUCCGCACCCACGACCACGACGUGGCCAAAUUUUGGGGCGACGUCUCGGAGCUGGUGGUGAAGACCCUCAUCGUGGCCGAGCCUCACGUACUGCACGCCUACCGCAUGUGCCGCCCCGGCCAGCCACCAGGGAGCGACAGCGUCUGCUUCGAGGUCCUGGGCUUCGACAUCAUCCUGGACCGCAAGCUGAAGCCGUGGCUUCUGGAGAUAAAUCGAGCUCCAAGUUUCGGGACGGAUCAGAAGAUUGACUAUGACGUUAAGAAGGGAGUCCUGAUCAACGCUCUGAAGCUCCUGAACAUCAGGGCCAGCGAUAAGCGGCGGAACCUGGCGCAGCAGAAGGCGGAGGCGCAGCGCCGGCUGUACGGCCAGGGCUCCAUGAAGAAGCUGUCGGCCGGGUCCUCCGAGUGGGAGAAGCAGAGGCACACGCUGGAGCGGAGGAAAGAGGAGCUGAAAGAGCGGCUGGCUCAGGUCCGCAAGCAGAUCUCCAGGGAGGAGCAUGAGAACCGACAUCUGGGGAACUACAGACGCAUUUACCCCCCGGAUGACAAGCUGCUCUUGGAGAAGUACGAGAGCCUGCUCUCCGCCGCCUUUCAGACGUUCCUCGCCGGGCGGGCCGCCUCGCUUCAAAAGGAAAUGAAUAAUCCUCUGAAACGAAUGAAGGAGGAAGAUAUCCUCGACCUCCUGGAGCAGUGCGAGCUGGAUGAUGAGAAACUCAUGGGCAAAUCGUCUCGGCAACGAGGGCCUAAGCCCCUGUUGUCCAUGCCCGAGAGCGCCCAGACGCCCAAGAAGCAGAGGGACGGCAGCAGCGCCAGCAGCUGCGACGACAGCAGCUCGUCCGGCUCGGAGGACCAGGAGAAAGAGGACCUCCAGGAGCGGAAGGAGAAGAAGGUUUCAUACGACCUGGGGGAGAACAGGCACAAGCCGUCGGAGCGCUCCAGCAGGGUGCACUGGAAGCCUCCGGUCAAGCCCGUCAAAGCCGGACCCUCGGCUUCCCCGACGCUGCCGGGGCCCAUCCGGCGCUCCAUCUCCUGCCCGCGCUCCAUCUCCUCGCUGACGGCGCAGUCGCCCACCGGCGAGCAGCGGGCGCCCGCCGCCAAGCCCGCCACGCCCGCCCUGCGGCCCAGCUCCGCCUCCCGCUCCCACUCCCUGAACCGCGGGGCCUCCGCCGGCAGGGUGCCCCACAGCAGCAGCCUGGGGACCAUCCAGUCCAGCAUGGGCGAGCCCAUGCUCAACUUGAGAACUAAGGAGCAGGAGGCGGAGCUGACUCGGCAGACCCUGGCCGCUCUGAGCGAAAUGAGGAUCCGCUUCCCCGGGAAGAGCGAGGAGGAGGCGGAGAUGGUCCUGGACGACAUACUUGAUAACUGGAAAUAUCAUAAACCAAAAGUGGCCUCUUAUUGGUUGGUGAAGUUGGACUCCACAAAACAAAGGAAGGUCUUGGACAUCGUUCGCACCAACGUGCGCUCGGCGCUGCAGAGGAUCUGGAGGGAGCCCGACGUGGACAGUUUACAUUUGUACCGCCUUUUCAACCGUGUCUUUAACCGCCUGCUCUGGAGCCACGGCCAGGGGCUGUGGAACUGCUUCUCCAACUCCGGGUCGUCGUGGGAGACCAUCCUGAAUAAGAGCAGCGAGGCGGUGUCGCCGGUGGAGCUGCAGUGCUGCCAGAGGCUGGUGCAGCUGUGCCGCGACUGCCUGCUCGUGGUCUACAAGUUCGUGGCCGACUCCCGCGGCUCCCUGACCGGCCUCAGCCCGGAGUGGGACGACACCAGGUAUCUGCUGCCGGUGACCUCCCAGUUCAUUAUGAAGUGGCCUUCCUCCAGCUUCGGACGCGUCUCCUCGGCCUUGCCCCGCUCCCGCAGCCUGUUCACCACCAGGAUGGGGCAGUUCUGAGGAGAGGAGAGAAGAGGAGGGAGGGAGGGAGGGAGGGAGGGAGGGAUGGACGGAGUGCUACAAGCUGUUUCCCAGCUCUGCAGAUUGGCAGAUUUAUCUGUUCCCGGAGCCCCUCAACACUCCAGCUGAGGAGGACCGGACCCCGCCCGUGUCAAAGGCUGUGCCGAAUGAGAGCAAGAACGGACGGAACUGUGCACCCCCUCCCCCCCACACCGCCCCCACCCCUCACCCCCUCACCACCCCCACCCCUCACCCCCGAGCACUACCACAUCCACAUCAUAUGCAGAAGUUGUACCGGUCCCAGACGCGCCGUCCAGUAAAGCCUGCUGUAUGCUACCUGUCCGCUGUACAGAUGUCACAGUACUGUAAAAAUGAAAAGGAAAACAAAAGACAAAAGUAUUCAUUUAUUUUGAGAUGUAACAUAUUCCACGAAAACCAGAAUGUUCUGAAGAUGGAAUGACAAUGCAGGUAAUCCCCUGUUUGAGAAAACGGAUGUAAAUUGCUUAUUUUUGCGGUUAAUGACGAAUGCAAAAUAAUUUUGGUGCUUUUUUUUUUUUUUUUUUUAAAUGGUCAUAACAUGUUUAGAUGCGCUGGUCUUAAUAUUAUAUACAGUAGCUGCUUUUAUGAUCCAUAUGCCCCUAGUGCAGCUUCCAUUCGGUACGAUACAGGAGAACCCGAAAGGCUUUCAGAUCCGUAAAUACAGUCUGAGCCUACACAUCAUCUGCCCAAUAACUGCGAAGCUUAAGAGUCUUGGCUCAGUAAUUCAGUUCAUUGAUUUCGAGUCCGAGACCGAAUAUGAGCAUUUUAGUUAAGAGGAGGAGAUGGCGGUAUCCACGAAGAAAACAGCGAGGUUUUUUGAUCUCACAUUUAGUUAUGUAACGUACGGCUGCACAUUAGGGAGCCAACAGACGCCUUAGAGAAUGUUGUGUUGAACAUGCGCCUCGCAGUAUGUUAAGGUGGGACUUGGUGUACUGCUGUUGUUUGCAUUAUUUUUUGUUUGCAUGCAUGAAAACCAGUUGCUGAUUCCCUAACCCGCACUGGAUAAGAGCCAACUGCUCAUGGGAAAUACUUGAAUUAAUUUGCGUUGCAAUUGCAUUAAGUAACUUAAGUUCUUUUGUUGUUUUUUUAAAAUACAUGUAUGUGUUGUCUUUUAGUGGUAAUAUCAUGGAUUUAAGGUACCUAUUUACUGUAUGAGGAAAAAGCAUUCUUUAUGAAGAUGGUUACACUAGAUUUGAUCAGUAUGCCCAGCUGUAACCAAAGUGCAUUGUUUCCUCCCUGACUGAUGCCAGUUAUGCCAUACAGUGUUUUAGCAGCUGCGUCCCAUGUUUACUCCAUCAGGUGUAAGUGCCAGUGCAAAACAGUGGUAUGCCAACAUGAAGCACAACCAGUGAUAAUGGUAAUUGGCCAUCGUUACGGUUAAAAAUGUGCUUAAUUGCAGUAGGUUUCUCCUUAGUUUGUAUUAAUAAUGUCCAUGGAAUCAUAUUCUAUACAUAAGUUAUAUAUGUACAUUGUAGGGACACUGUGUUCAGUUGUAUAAAUUAUUUAAUUUUAAUGGUUAAUGGCUAACCCCGAGGUAAAGUCAGUUUCAAAAGGUUUCUCCGAAUGGAUUUGACCUUGUGCUACGAAUAUACGUACUUUCAUUUCCCCCCAAUUGUGUCAUUCAACAAUGCCAAACAUUUUUAUCUUGCCUGCAUAUAUGUAAAGUACGGCUGUAUAUUUCCUUUGAGGAUAUGGAUUUUAAGUUUACAUAGCAAUAAAAUGCUUCAAACAACA
Molecule: messenger RNA, 4876 nt
Organism: Anguilla rostrata (American eel)
Lineage: Eukaryota; Metazoa; Chordata; Actinopteri; Anguilliformes; Anguillidae
Gene: ttll7
Product: tubulin tyrosine ligase-like family, member 7
Exons: 21
Coding region: 374-3103 (909 amino acids)
Biological process (GO): protein polyglutamylation; microtubule cytoskeleton organization
Cellular component (GO): cilium
Molecular function (GO): tubulin binding; tubulin-glutamic acid ligase activity
Source: RefSeq, a predicted model, not a curated record